Messenger RNA from Penicilliopsis zonata CBS 506.65, 1387 nucleotides. RefSeq lists its product as hypothetical. The transcript has 5 exons. The record is from RefSeq and is a predicted model, not a curated record. Lineage: Eukaryota; Fungi; Ascomycota; Eurotiomycetes; Eurotiales; Aspergillaceae. Bases 229 to 1134 code for a protein of 301 amino acids.
GCAACCGGCCUAGCGCCGCCCGCGCCACCCACGGCACCCACGCCUAUUCUUACUUCUCCUGGCCGGCUUGCGCUACUUGCGCUAUCCCGCUCUCGACUCUAGCCGCGCCGCUAGGCCUCUUUGGGGCGCGUCGCCAUCUCCACGCGGAGCUUCACGCCCGUGACUGCCUCAGACAGCAAAAGCAGCUGCUCGGGCAAGCCUGGGCGUGCUGACUCUUGAUCCGCCAUCAUGAUGGGCUACGGCGGCCAUCCCUUCCAGCAGAACCCCUCGCCCUCCAUGGCCGCUGCCAGUCUACAGAAUAAUCCGCUGGUGCGGGGCCGGUCCGCGCAGCAGUCGCCGCAACAGCAGCAUCAGCCGCAAUCGCUCCCGCAACAACACCAGCAGCAGCAGCAGCAACAGCAACACCAGCAGCGUCAGCAGCCCUCGCCGGCUCUGAAUGCGACGGCUCGAAUUCCAGAUGUAAUGGGCACAGCCGCGACCGCGAGGUCGAUGAUCGCGCAGUCUCCUCGGCAGAUGCCGUCGCCAGACUUGUUCCCGGGUUCGGGCCAGUACGGUGCCUUUGCCGGUCAUUAUGCGGGCCAGGGCUCGCCGGAUCUGAUGGGACGGAAUACACAGUCUACUGCUCAGUUGAAGGACCCAUAUCUGUCGCUACAGCAGAGCCUGAACCGUUCCAUGAACCCCAUGGCCAAUUUCAGACCGCAUCCCUCCAUGACCCCGCAGGCGGCCAUGGCGAUGGGUGUGUCAUCGCCUCAGGCUCUGCCGCAGCCGUUGCCUCAGUCAUUGGACAACCGGAGCUUCCAGCAGCAGUUGCAAUCGAGAGAUCCGAUGCAACGAAAUAAUUUUAUGGCGGUUAGUGCAAAUCAGCAGCAGCAGCAACAGCAACAGCAACAGCAAGCUCAACCGCUAUUACAAAAAGUGCCUCAGCAGCAGCAGGCGCCAAAUUUCAUCACUAUCAACCACCACAGCAAGCAAACCGGCAGCCACUCCCGCAACUCCAGCAUCAAAUAUGGAUCGUGCUCUCUCCAUCUCAGCCCACAAACCAAACUCUCUCACAACAAGAGCAGCAGCAGCAGCAGCAGCAGCAGCAGCAGCAACCACAACAACACCAGGCUUCGUCCACACCGUCUACCCUGAACGGGGUUGCUCCCGUUCAGGACAUCCCAGAGGCCAAGAAUGAGCCCAAAAAGAAACGAUCACGGCAAUCAAAGGCUGCCAAGGCAGCAGCUUCUAACCCAACGCCAGUAGCGACCGCAGAUGCUGCUGGUGCCCCUCCGAUAGCUUCAACCCCACGCCGGCGAGGACGACCGAAAAAGAUAGAGACAAAUCCGGAUGGCAGCGAACGACCCAAACCGAAACCUAAGAAGCCCAGGCCAAUAGACCCGGUCAC